AUGUCAUCAGGUGGCAUGUUCGGAUAUGAGAACAAACUGGAAAAUAUGCCCACUGACGCCCAAAGCGAUGCCCGCUCCUUCCUGACUGAGGAGAUGAUUGCAGAGUUCAAGGCUGCAUUCGACAUGUUCGACACUGACGGUGGCGGUGACAUCAGCACCAAGGAGUUGGGGCAGGUGAUGAGGAUGCUGGGUCAGAACCCGUCGAGGGAGGAGCUGGAUGCCAUCAUUGAGGAGGUGGAUGAGGACGGCAGCGGUACCAUCGACUUCGAGGAGUUCUUGGUCAUGAUGGUGCAACAGCUCAAGGAGGACCAGGCUGGAAAGAGUGAAGAAGAGCUUUCAGAAUGCUUCCGUAUUUUUGACAAGAACGGAGAUGGUUUCGUCGACCGGGAGGAGUUUGGAGAGAUCCUCCAUCUCACCGGAGAGCCGGUGGUAGAGGAGGACAUCGACGAGAUGUUCGGCGAAGGAGACACAAACAAAGACGGAAAGAUUGAUUUUGAUGAGUUUCUGAAGAUGAUGGAGAACGUCCAGUAGCGAGGACCAGCUCUACAUUCCUUGGUCA
This is a messenger RNA of Cyclopterus lumpus (lumpfish), 559 nucleotides long. RefSeq names its product troponin C, skeletal muscle. The transcript is spliced from 6 exons. Gene Ontology annotation, molecular function: enzyme regulator activity; calcium ion binding. Lineage: Eukaryota; Metazoa; Chordata; Actinopteri; Perciformes; Cyclopteridae. Bases 1 to 531 code for a protein of 176 amino acids. The record is from RefSeq and is a predicted model, not a curated record.